This is a messenger RNA of Scedosporium apiospermum, 867 nucleotides long. RefSeq lists its product as uncharacterized. NCBI's taxonomy places the organism in Eukaryota, Fungi, Ascomycota, Sordariomycetes, Microascales, Microascaceae. Bases 1 to 867 code for a protein of 288 amino acids. The transcript has 4 exons. The record is from RefSeq and is a predicted model, not a curated record.
AUGGCGAAGUGCAAACUACUUGUGAGGGGCCUGGCCUGGGCCUUAACGUUAGGUGUCGCCGUCGCACAACUGGAAUCCCUUGAUGCUUGCGCUCUGGGUUGUAUCAGUGGCUUGCGCGACAAGGCCAAUACCUUUGGAUGUGAAAUUGGUGCCACAACCUGCAUGUGUACCAGUCCAGAGUUCGCCGCCAGUGCCCGGGAUUGUGCCCAGCAGUCGUGCGGACAAGUCGACCAAAUCAACAAUUUUUCCGCGACCUUCUGUGCAGCCCAAGCGCCGCCUACCCCGACCCCGACUCCUGCGCCAGAGCCAACACAGGCUGAACCUGCUCCUACCAGCACCGUUGAGCGUCCAACUCCGGAGCAGGCACCUCAAUCAUCAGCCACCGAAGCGUCGAGCAGCGAAACAACCUCUGCGCCGACUGAAACCACUAGCGCGACCGCCCCGGCCGCCACUACAUCUUCCGCUACUACGUCAUCUGCCGCGGGCGCUGGUGGUUCCGAGCCGUCCAACGACGAUUCCGACAACGACGAGAAAGACAAGAAGGAAGAGGAAGACAAUUCGUCCAACGGAGGCGCAUCCGGUCUCUCCCUAGCCGCCAAAGCCGGCAUCGGAGUCUCCGUCGGCGUCGUCGGACUUUCCGUCAUCCUGCUCGCCGUUCUUCUUCUCCUCCGCCGCCGCCGAGCAAAGAACGGCCGCCGCUUGAACAGCAGCGGAUACAGCAUUUCCGGACCCAUGCCUGGCUCGGGAAGAGACUACGCCGACUCCCACUCGGACUUUGGAAAGGAACAUAAUGGCUCCGAGCUGGAGAUGACGUCGAGGCGGUACGAGGAUAUGCUUCCUCGCGCCCAGCCCGCUUCGGUCAUUUGA